GAAAACGUUUUGAACAUGAACGCACUUCAGGGCGGGGAGGGGAGGGGGUGCAUUUUGCGGAUUCGUACAACAAAGAUCUCGGCAAGCCUCAAAUGUCCUGCACGGUACGACAGCGAACGCGAGAGUGAAUGGCACGGGACUUUGAGGGGGUUUUCGUUACGUCGCUUCACCGGACGGCGAAUUUUCGCUGAUUUGCGCCUUCAGCCUCCACCAGAGGUUAUACGGGCACGGGACUUUCGUAGCCGUAAUUCAGUUGAGGGAAAUUUUGAUUCACGAGUGUCCCAAGGAACAUUAGUGGAAAACAUGGAAAACCGUUCGAUAUCGAAGAAGAGAAAGUUUGUGGGAGAUGGUGUCUUCAGGGCUGAGCUAAACGAGUUCCUGACCCGCGAACUCGCCGAGGAUGGCUAUUCGGGCGUGGAGGUCCGCGUUACGCCGAACCGGACGGAGAUCAUCCUGUUGGCCACCCACACGCAGAGCGUGCUCGGCGAAAAGGGCCGCAGGAUCAGGGAGCUUACGUCCGUAGUGCAGAAACGGUUCAAUUUCAAGGAACCGCAGAACGUCGAGUUGUACGCCGAGAAGGUUGCCACGCGUGGGCUGUGCGCCAUCGCGCAGGCGGAAUCCCUCCGGUAUAAACUGAUCGGAGGUCUCGCUGUACGAAGGGCGUGUUACGGUGUUCUACGUUUCAUCAUGGAGUCAGGUGCCAAAGGUUGCGAGGUGGUUGUCAGUGGUAAACUGCGCGGGCAGAGAGCGAAGUCGAUGAAAUUCGUCGACGGCCUCAUGAUCCAUUCGGGCGAGCCGACUAACGAGUACGUGAACAGCGCCACCCGGCAUGUGCUUCUUCGGCAAGGGGUAUUAGGAAUCAAGGUUAAAAUUAUGCUUCCUUGGGAUCCCAACGGCAAGAGCGGCCCGAAGAAGCCUCUUCCGGAUUACGUAUCCAUCGUGGAGCCGAAAGAAGAAGUACCGCCGUCCGUUCCGAUUUCCGAGGUGAAACCGUCUAAAGAUAUACCUUCUCAACCCACUCCUCUCGUCGUGUAAUAAUUAUUUGAAAUACAUUUACAAAGAGAAUCAAA
Molecule: messenger RNA, 1070 nt
Organism: Wasmannia auropunctata (little fire ant)
Lineage: Eukaryota; Metazoa; Arthropoda; Insecta; Hymenoptera; Formicidae
Product: 40S ribosomal protein S3-A-like
Exons: 5
Coding region: 16-1035 (339 amino acids)
Biological process (GO): positive regulation of apoptotic signaling pathway; translation
Cellular component (GO): nucleus; cytosolic small ribosomal subunit
Molecular function (GO): structural constituent of ribosome; RNA binding
Source: RefSeq, a predicted model, not a curated record